UUCACCUCUUGUUGGGAGUGCACAUUGUUAGUAUUGCAAUGGCUCUCACUCACUUCCUCCUCCCCACCUGUCUGGUUUUACUUUCAUUGCUACUCAUCAACGUCUCAGCUACUGAUUAUGGCUAUGGCCCAAAACCACCACAGGUUGAGCAACCAAAACCUCCACAGGUCCAGAAACCAGAACCACCACAGCUCGAGAAACCAAAACCACCACAUGUUGAGAAACCAACACCUCCACAGGUCUCUGCUACUGAUUAUGGCUAUGGCCCAAAACCACCACAGGUUGAGCAACCAAAACCUCCGCAGGUCCAGAAACCAAUAAAACCACCACAGGUUGAGAAACCAACACCUCCACAGGUCUCUGCUACUGAUUAUGGCUAUGGCCCAAAACCACCACAGGUUGAGCAACCAAAACCUCCGCAGGUCCAGAAACCAAUAAAACCACCACAGGUUGAGAAACCAACACCUCCACAAGUCUCUACUAAUGAUUAUGGCCAUGGCCCAAAACCACAGGUUGAGAAACCAAAAUUAGAUCAGUUGUACGGAGAGCUACUACCUCACAAUCUAUUCGGCAUUCAAGGGCUUGUUUUAUGUAACUCAGGACUUAAAGCCUUCCCAAUUCAAGGAGCUGUGGCAAGGAUUACAUGCGUGGGCGAGGACGAAAAUGGGUACGAGACUGCACCUUUCUCCAUCUUAAGUGGUGCAACUGAUGCAAUGGGUUACUUCUUUGCAACAUUGUCACCUUCAAAGCUUGAAGGUAAUUACAACAAUAAGUGGAAGCUCACAGAGUGCAAGACAUUCCUCGACAAUUCUCCACUGGAGAGCUGCAAAGUCCCUACUGAUGUCAACCAUGGAAUUAGUGGGGCUCUGAUUGCUUCUUAUCGCACUCUCAAUGCCAAGAACAUGAAGCUGUUCUCUGUUGGACCCUUCUUCUACUCCUCAGAACCUAAACCAGCCCCUAGUGGCUAUUAGUUAUCUUCUCUAUUU
This is a messenger RNA of Rosa chinensis, 986 nucleotides long. RefSeq names its product proline-rich protein 3. Lineage: Eukaryota; Viridiplantae; Streptophyta; Magnoliopsida; Rosales; Rosaceae. The transcript is spliced from 2 exons. The record is from RefSeq and is a predicted model, not a curated record. Bases 39 to 971 code for a protein of 310 amino acids.